CCCUUAUCGAUAGAUGACACUGCAUGCCAAAUGCCUGAACAAGUCCGGCUGAUGAUACUGGCCUGGUCGUUCAAUGAGUCCAACCCAAUCCAUCCUUACGUUUCUCUUCAUCCCACGAUCCAACACAGCGCCAAACCAGAAUACUCUCUUCUUAUUUCUGACAUAUUUCUUGCCGUCAUAGCCGCCCCGUAGAGUGCCUGCUACGUAUAGAGACCUGCGAUUCCAUCAUGGCCGAUAUUACAAGCAUUGAGGAAGAUAUCAAGCAGUUCCGAGAACAGCUCGAUGUCGUGGAAACCGGUCUGAGAGAUGACCCCAGUAACGCAGAACUCCUUGCUCUCAAGUCUGAGUUAGAUGAUGCGCUUUCGCUGCUGAACGAAACACUUGCUGAACUGAAGCCAACAAAGGCACCAUCAAGGCCGCAAGCGUCGCCGCCACCCCCGUCAGAGCCGCCCGUCCAGGAGAAGUGGUCGCGAGAGAACCAUCCCGCCUUCAAGAAACCCCCGCCGCCCGAGGAGAAGGAUGUCGACGCCGGCCCCGUCAAUUACAAGGUGAACGACAAUGUCAUGGCGAAAUGGGUCUCCGGAGAUAAAGCAUUCUACCCCGCCCGCAUCACCUCCAUCACCGGCUCCUCGACUGCGCCCAUCUACGUGGUCAAAUUCAAGAGCUAUGACAACACGGAGCAGUUGCGCGCCAAAGACAUCCGCCCCGUAGCACAAAAGAGGAAAGCCGAUGGAACCCCCGUCGGCACCGCCAGUUCAUUUGCCACCCCGGUUCAGCAGCCGCCACCGCCGUCUUCCGCUUCUACAAACCCCGGCGUGAUAUCUGCUGCUGCCAGUAUCAACCCUGAGCUGGCCCAGAGGAAUAGGGAGGAAGCCCUCAACAACACGGGCGAUGCGAAGCCAAAGGCCAAGAAGAUAAAAGCGAAAAAGGAGCUCGAGGCGGGCAAGAACAAAUGGCAGGAGUUCAACAACAAGUCCAAAUUCGCCAAGACGAGCAAGUCGAAGAAGGAAAGCAUGUUCCGUACUCCAGAAGGUGUGCACGGCAGAGUUGGUUUCACGGGCUCAGGACAAGCCAUGCGCAAAGAUCCUUCGAGAACCCGCCACAUCUACCAAGCCAAUGAGGAUUUGGACUAACUCCAGUCGCAGAAAAUGCUACGCGAACUUCAUUGCCACGCAGGAUUAUGUGGGAUGGCUCUAUGAUGGUGUCCGGGGGGUGUCGGCGUUGGGGAGUCGGUUAAUAGGCUUUGUUUCCUCUCUCUCCCUUAGUCAUAUAGUCUGUAUGCUAACGUGUAUCAUGAGUGGGACGCCAUGUCAUGCUGCCGCCAAUCGCUUGCUGAGCGUCCGCGCAAGCUAGCUAUGUUUAAUCAGAGCGAAGUCAUUCCUACUCCCU
Xylaria bambusicola is the source of this 1389-nucleotide messenger RNA. RefSeq lists its product as uncharacterized. Gene Ontology annotation, molecular function: DNA-binding transcription factor activity. Bases 228 to 1133 code for a protein of 301 amino acids. The record is from RefSeq and is a predicted model, not a curated record. The transcript is spliced from 3 exons. Lineage: Eukaryota; Fungi; Ascomycota; Sordariomycetes; Xylariales; Xylariaceae. Gene Ontology annotation, biological process: negative regulation of DNA-templated transcription.